UUGCGACUCUGCAAGAGCUAAGGGACUGCCUUAAAGAUCUUACGAUCCGCCAAUUUUCAGCUUUGCGCCUCUGUGACAUAGAAACCACCGAAUCUCGCCAUCUCUCCAGCUCUUUGUGCUGUCGACACCCAUAAUCCUCUCCAAUUCCAGCACGGCAUUCUUGAUAUCCAGCAAUCUGUCCGAUUGCACCGCCGCAACCAUGUCUUCCGCUCGCGACAUCACUCCCAGCACCCCAAUUACCGAGAGAACUGUAGUCUCUAGCUGGGGCCAGAACCUCUCAACUUCGCCCAUUGCCACUUUCCAUUCACCUCCAGCCAGCCUUGGUGGGAGACUGCCUCGCAAGAGCGUGGCGAAGCUGCUGAAGCCCUUCAACACCCAAGAUAUCAGGAUCCUGUUGUUGGAAAAUGUCAACCAGACUGGACGGGAUAUUCUCACGAGCCAGGGCUACCAGGUUGAGGCUCUGAAGACUUCACUUCCUGAGGAUCAGCUCAUUGAGAAAAUCCGUGACGUCCAUGUUAUCGGUAUCCGCUCAAAGACAAAGCUGAGCGAGAAGGUUUUGAGCGAAGCCAAGAACCUUCUCGUCAUCGGAUGCUUCUGUAUCGGAACCAACCAGGUCGACCUCACUUACGCUGCCCACCGUGGUAUUGCUGUCUUCAACUCUCCUUUCGCAAACUCUCGCAGUGUUGCUGAGCUGGUCAUUGCCGAAAUCAUCACCCUGGCCCGACAGCUCGGCGAUCGAUCCAUGGAAAUGCACCGCGGCACCUGGAACAAGGUCAGCGCAAAGUGCUGGGAGAUUCGUGGAAAGACCCUGGGAAUUGUCGGUUAUGGACACAUCGGCUCCCAAUUGUCCGUCCUCGCUGAGGCCAUGGGCAUGAAUGUCCUCUACUUUGAUGUGGUGACUUUGAUGGCACUGGGAACCUCUCACCAAGUUCCCUCAUUAGACAACCUCUUGGAGGAGGCCGACUUUGUUACUCUCCACGUACCGGAUCUCCCCGAAACGAGAAAUAUGAUUUCCACUGCUCAGCUGGACCGCAUGAAGGUGGGAUCUUAUCUAAUCAACGCGAGCCGUGGAACCGUUGUAGACAUUCCUGCCUUGGUAAAGGCAAUGCGCUCAGGGCACAUCGCGGGUGCUGCUCUUGAUGUUUACCCCAACGAGCCAGCUGGCAACGGCGACUAUUUCACCAACAACUUGAACCAAUGGGCUGAGGAACUCCGCAGCUUGAGCAACCUGAUUCUCACUCCCCACAUUGGUGGAAGCACAGAAGAAGCACAGCGUGCCAUCGGUGUUGAGGUUGCUGAGGCAUUGGUCCGUUACAUCAACCAGGGUAUCACUCUGGGAAGUGUCAACCUUCCCGAGGCUCAGCUGCGUUCCCUUACUUUGGACGAGCCAGACCACGCCCGAGUCAUUUACAUCCAUCGCAAUGUUCCCGGUGUGCUCCGCAAAGUCAACGAGAUUCUUGGCGACCACAAUGUCGAUAAGCAGUUCAGUGACAGCAAGGGAGAUUUGGCAUACCUGAUGGCCGACAUCAGCAACGUAAAGUUUGAGGAAAUUAAGGAUCUCUAUGAGAAGCUGGAGGGCUUGAGCUCUUGCAUCGUGACAAGAGUCCUCUACUAGAUCGACUCUGUGCAAUGAGAAUACUUCUUCGAACUGCAUUUUGUUUUUAUUAUUGGGGCAUUAUCGGCUGGUAAAAAGUUUUAAAAACAUGGCCCUGUGGGCCUGAGAUAAAGAAAAUCAACAUCACAUGCGGGCAAUGGUAUAUAUUGCUUCAACAGCUGUGAACUUGAAUGCUCUAAGGAGAGCAUGCUUACAUUUUGGAUGAGAUGCUGGUGCCAUUUUGGCAUACAGUCUUUUAGCAUGAAAGUUAGACAAAUACAGAUCUAUAUUGUAAAUGAGUGACUUUUC
Molecule: messenger RNA, 1903 nt
Organism: Trichoderma virens Gv29-8
Lineage: Eukaryota; Fungi; Ascomycota; Sordariomycetes; Hypocreales; Hypocreaceae
Exons: 8
Coding region: 200-1615 (471 amino acids)
Molecular function (GO): oxidoreductase activity, acting on the CH-OH group of donors, NAD or NADP as acceptor; NAD binding
Source: RefSeq, a predicted model, not a curated record